Salmo salar (Atlantic salmon) is the source of this 2382-nucleotide messenger RNA. Lineage: Eukaryota; Metazoa; Chordata; Actinopteri; Salmoniformes; Salmonidae. The record is from RefSeq and is a predicted model, not a curated record.
CCUCAGGUCGAGUCUGGUUUAAUGUUUUUUACACAAAAGAGCACAGCAUAAGGCAACACAAAGUAGAAUUGCAGGUUAGUACUAUUAGUAAAGCAAAAGUGUAAAAAUGAAAGCACACCUCACCCACCAUUGUAAAAAUCCCAUUAACUUGUGUUGUACUGAGAACAAAGGUUAACUAUUAACUUAAACACAAAACUGAGGUGGUGGGUAUAUAGUGAGAGGCGCCAUGAGCACAUUUCUUUAUUGGAAGGAGGAGGUUUACACCCCAGUUAUUGGGUUCAUAGGUGGUUGUCUUUCAGAUACAGGACCAACAAUGCCUUCUGGAUUUGAACGUGUCAUCCUGUUCUCGAUUCUUGGUCUAGGAGGAUUUCUGAUGCUGUUUUUAAUGUACGAUAAAUCAGCUCCAUCUCGGAUCUGCCCUCCCGAGCCUGCUUUGCCAGGUCCUUACUCAAAAAGACCUGAGAACAGGUGCUUGUCUAAGCAGCCAGAGCCAGAAAAGCCCCUCCUGCUGUUGUGGUUCUGGCCUGAAAACCGCAGGUUUGAUUUUAGCGAUUGUGCCACUUUCUUCAACAUUGAUGGCUGCCACCUGACAGAUGACAGGUCUCUGUACAACAAGGCAGAUGGUGUGCUCAUCUUUCACAAAUCCAUCAAACACGAUUUAUCCAACUUGCCUCCAUCACCUCGACCACCAUUCCAGAAGUGGAUUUGGUAUCACGUGGAAUCACCUACAAACACAAUUAGGAUACCUGGUCUAGAUAACCUUUUCAACUUGACCUUGAGUUAUAGGGAAGACGCAGACGUCCCUGUUCGUUGGCGUUUGACCGCAAGGAAAAGCCAGGGUGAAGACUUUAUGCUGCCAAAGAAGGAUAAAUUAGUUUGCUGGAUAGUGAGUAACAAAGACCCUGCAACUGGAACAGAGGUACGGGAUAACUAUUACAGAGAGCUUGCCAAACAUAUUAAAGUGGAACUCUUUGGCAAGGCCUAUGCAAGGUUCUUGAAAUAUGAGGACUACUACUCAACACUCUCCAGCUGUAAGUUUUACCUCUCCUUUGAGAACUCAGUCCACAAAGACUACAUCACAGAGAAGCUAAACGGACCACUUGCAGCAGGAACUGUGCCAGUGGUAUUGGGCCCACCGAGACAGAACUAUGAAGACUUUGUCCCAGGAGAUUCCUUCAUCCAUAUUAAUGACUUUCCCGAUGCAAAAGCCCUGGCUGAAUUCCUCCUCAAGUUGGACAAGGAUGAUGAGGCAUAUCUGCGCUACUUUCAGUGGCGUAGAAACUUCUCUGCUCAGGAACAUCUGAUUCAACCGAGUCAAGAGUUCAUCCAAUCUAUUUGUUAUGGAUGUGACCAUGUGGGCAAACAUAAAGAAUACAGGGUUGUUCACAACCUUUACAAGUGGUAUUUUGUGUAAUUAGUCACUUAUGAUUAGCUUUUAUCAUAAUUUGCAUGUCUAUUAUCUUCAAUAUACCAAAAAGGUAUCUUGAUUUAUCCUACAGCACUUAGGGAGUGCAUACACCGCAUCGAAUGCUGAUCUGCUGGUUCGUUCAGCACUGUGUGUUUUAGUGACUAACCGCAGAUGGGUGUCUGACUGCCAACAUUUUCGCGAGAUUCUACAUGUAGAAUCACUUUACACUCUGUUUGCACAUUAUGGCUGGCUGUAACGCCCUGGCCAUAGAGAGGGGUUUUUGUUCUUUAUUUUGGUUAGACCAGGGUGUUACAUUGGGUGGGCGUUCUAUGUUCAUUUUCUAUGUUUUUGUAUUUCUUUGUUUUGGGCCGUGUGGCUCCCAAUCAGGCACAGCUGUAGUUCGUUGUUGCUGAUUGGGAGUCACACAUAAGUAGCCUGGUUUUCCUUUGGGUUUUUGUGGGUGAUUGUUUCUGUUUAGAGUUUUUCCUGACAGGACUGUUUGGCUGUCGUUUUUUGUUUAUUUUUGUAAAGUGUUCUCUUUUCAUUAAAAUUCUAAUGAUGAACACAUCCUCCGCUGCACCUUGGUCUAAUUCUGACGACGGCCGUUACACUGGCUCUCUGUUCAGAGGUGUUAUGUACUCUCGGCCGACAGACACUAUCGGUGUCUUCGUGCCUUUACACUCACAUUUGUCUAUAAAAACUUGGUAUUCGUAGAUUGCCCAAAUAUAUAAGAACCUUCUCAGAGAAGGUCUUUUAGAAAUGUUCUCUGCUACUGUUCUGGAGGUGUUUCCCUAUUACAACUUGUAAUAAACCGGAUAGAUUUUUUUAUUGAUAUUAUCAACGACUGCUCUGCUUUUGUUUCAACUGGAAAAUCCCUUUACAACUGUGUUAUUGUACAGUGCAUUCGGAAAGAUUUCAGAACACUUCACUUUUUCCACAUUUUGUUACGUUACAGCCUUAUUCUAAAAUGGAUU